Messenger RNA from Hipposideros armiger (great roundleaf bat), 2994 nucleotides. RefSeq names its product T cell immunoreceptor with Ig and ITIM domains (gene TIGIT). The transcript is spliced from 4 exons. The record is from RefSeq and is a predicted model, not a curated record. Gene Ontology annotation, molecular function: signaling receptor binding. Lineage: Eukaryota; Metazoa; Chordata; Mammalia; Chiroptera; Hipposideridae. Gene Ontology annotation, cellular component: cell surface. The coding region runs from base 63 to 794 and encodes 243 amino acids. Gene Ontology annotation, biological process: positive regulation of interleukin-10 production; negative regulation of T cell activation; negative regulation of interleukin-12 production.
UCGGCCAGUUUCGGUGGCAGAAGAGGCCACAUCUGCUUCCUGGAGGCCCCCUGGGCAGAAGCAUGCAGUGGUGUCUCCUUCUGAUCUGGGCCCAGGGGCUGAGGCAGGCUCCCCUCCCUGUCUCAGGAGCUGUGACAGGCAGAAUAGUCACUGUGGGGAACAUUUCUGCAGAGGAGGGUGGCUCUGUCGCCUUACAAUGUCACCUCUCCUCCACCACUACCAUGGUCACUCAGGUCAACUGGGAGCAGCAGAACCAACUUCUGGCCACUCAUCAUCCUAAAAUGGGGUGGUAUGUCUGCCCAGCCUUCAGGAAGCGAGUGGUCCCUGGCCCCAACUUGGGCCUCACCCUCCUGCUGCUGACCACAAAUGACACUGGGGAGUACUCCUGCAUCUAUCAUACCUUCCCUGAUGGGAUUUACAAAGGGAGACUCUUCCUGGAGGUCCUACCAAGCUCAGCGUCUGAGCACAGCCCUGGCUUUCAGAUCGCAUUGCUUGGAGUCUCCGUGCUGGCGGUCCUCUGCGUGGCAGCCAUCGCAGUGGUUGCGUAUGCCAGAAAGAAGAAAUUUCUCAGAAUCCGCUCUGUGGACAGUGGCCUCAGGAGAACGCCAUUGGAGCAGGAGGAAUGGGGUCCCCGCGUUCUGUCACCCCAUGGAAGCUGUGUCCAGGCAGAAGCUGUGCCUGCCGGCCUCUGCAGAGAGCAGAGGGGAGAUGACUGUGAUGAGCCCCACGACUACUUCAACGUCCUGAGUUACAGAAGCCUGGGGAGCUUCAGCUUCCUGGCAGAGACUAGUUAGCUCCCAGGGGCAUCUUUGGGGAGACACAGCCUGCCUUCGCUAUUACACAUGGGUGGAUAAGCAUCUGCAGUGUCCAUCACUGCUGUGUGUGUGUGUGUGUGUGUGUGUGUGUGUGUGUGUGUUUCGGUUGAGUGAAUGAAUGUCAUCCCCUUCUCUGUCUGUGUCUCCUGUACCAUUCCAUUGUGGCAAACCCAGGCUGAGCAGCUUGGGUCUUGACGACGAAUGCAGUGUGAAGAAAAAACUUGACCUGUUUUCAAACUGGCUGUUGAGCCGCUUCUGUGGCUGUGAGCAAUGCAUUCCUCCUCACAGCACUGGGCAGAGGGUUCGGGCUACUUGGUUGUGUGGUGGCUGGUGGUGAUGGUGUGACAGCAGAGCUGCACUCAUCUUGUUUCUCAUUGCCAUUUUCAUCAACAUCCACACCGUCAGGGCAUUCUAUGAAUAAGGCAUGACACCAGCUUCUGCAGGGAGAUGUGAGGAUGACUAAACCGUGGUCUCCAGUCUCAGUCUUUUAAGAACUUACAGUGAGGUGGGGAGACAGCAUUGACACGGAAAGUUAGUACAGAGAUGAGGACAUGGGACAUGUUUGGGAAGGGAGGUCAGUUCCGUGUGAGGCGGUCCGAACAGGCUUAUCUGUAGUGAAGUGGCCUGGGAGGUGCAGGGAACAGUGAGGCUGGUCUGGUGAGAACUGGAGCCUUGCCCAGGGAACUCGUAGAAACUAACACUGGGAGUGAAAUCCCCACAAGGAAGAUGCGGGUACCAAGGGCACCCAUAAGACUUCAGGUUUUAUUCUCUGGGCAGGUGUUUCAAGUCUUUUGUUGGAUAGUCUCGGGACCCAGUGAUGGCCUGAUAGAGAGGAUUCUAGGUUCUUCCAGCCAUGUGUGGGGUAAGCCACAGAAAUGGUGUAUGUGUGGGGCCUGCAUCUUAGCCCUUGGGCCGUGACCGACCGAUUUUCUAUCAAUCCAGCACUUUGAAUAAAGAAUCUGUUUCCCACUAAAAGUAAAACCUAAAUUUUAAAAAUAGGGCUUCUUCCUAAAAAGCAAAUAAAAAGAGGGUGAUAGAGGGUUUUAAACAAUUGUACACCCUCAAACUAGCUUCCCUGACCCCUUAAGUUCAGCCCUGAUUUCUUAUUGUUGGGGUUAGGGUGGCAUCUGAGCUGCUCAUUUCUGUUUAAGUGACAUUUAGGUUCUUAUCCUCCCACCUUCGCUCUUAGAGGAAUGAGGAGUCCUCCCCACGGGCAUAGGAACUGAGAGAAAACGUGAAGCAAGACUGUCUCUCGCCAACCGUUAAAGCAAAACAUUGCCCUGCUCCCUAAGAAUUAGGCUGGUUGAGCAAAAAGGCAAUUUGACUCAUACUUCCCCUUGGAUUUUCAUGUUUCUCUCUUUUCUACCAAACCUGUAGGUAGUUAAGAGCAAUGAGCUGAAAUCUGUCCAGAGUGCCAAGUUUUCCUGAAGAAAGGGAAUCCAUGUAAAAUGCUGUUAUUUGCCACAGCAGUUCACAGCAUUUUUCUUACAAAAUGAGUGCAAAUUGGUUGGGAGUAGAACACAGAAUGGGAAAUGAGCUAAGAUAUAACGAGAAAAAGGGAGUGGUGUUUUGAGUUGAUGACGAUGUAUAUUGGGCUGAGGUAGACGGAGAGUCAGUGUUAUUUAACAUGAUUAUGGUAACUGGGAAACAUUUACAAAUACCAUUUGGAUGGUGAUAAAAAUACAAAAGGACCCACAGAUUUUGCAAAUGGGUCAGGUUACUAAAAUGAGAUUGAAUUCAACAUAAAUUUUUAAAUGGAAUUCAAUGAACUAGAUUUUCCUUAGAGAACCAAAGGAGACAAUCCUGUAAAAACCAGAUUCCCGGGAACGUACACAGUCCUGUGCAGCAGCCACUCUCUGCAUAAGCCAUUGAGCACGUGGUUAGUCCGAACUGAGGUGUGUUGUGCUGGAAGUAUAAGAUACACAUCAGGUUUUGAAGACAUAGUAUGAAUAAUAAGAAUGUAAACUAUCACAUUAGUAACUUAAAAAUAUUGAUUACAUGUCGAAAUGAUAUUUUGAAUAUACUGAAUUAAAUGAAAUAUAUUAUUACAAUUAAUUUCACCUGUUUCUUUUUACUCUCCUAGUGAGACCACCGGAUAAUCUAAAAUUGCCUGUGUGGAGGAAAAACUGAGGGUUGCUAGUUGGGAGGGGGUGGGAAUGAAGGAGAAGGGGAAGGAACG